AUGACCUCCGGCGGAUGUCUCGCUGGAAAAGUGAUGGUACUGGAGAGGAAGGAGGAGGGAAAAAGCUUCCAUGGUGUAUCUCCAGUGCUAGUGGAAAAAUUCAUCCAAAGUUUCUGCGGUGAAGUCCACAGUGCAAAAAAAACCCGCGAUGGAAAAAUUUUUGUGACAGUGAAGAACGAGAGCCAGGCAAGAAAUCUGGCUAAAAUGGAAAAGAUGACCGACGGAAUAACGGUCAACGUUUACGAACACAAAACCCUAAAUUCGUGCAAAGUGGUCAUUUUCUGUCGUGAUGUUAGGGAAGAUAGUGAUACGGAUAUACUAGCGAUGCUCUCGGAACAGGGAAUAACUGAAGUGAAGCAAAUUAUGAAAGGAAGAGAAGAAAAUAAAACCUCUACGGGAAUCUUUGUCCUCACUGUCAAAGGCACCAAGCCACCAAGUGAACUUAAACUAGGUUACAUUGUGCUUGAAACUCGUCCAUGGUACCCAAAUCCGCUGAGGUGCUUCAAGUGCCUCAAAUUCGGACAUACAAGUAAGAACUGUUCCAGUGAAAAAAAAUGCAGCAAGUGCGGUGAACUAUACCACGAAGAAUGUACCAACAGCGAAAAAUGUAUCAACUGUGGAAACAAACAUGGCGCAUUCUCUAAGGAAUGCCCUACCCUGAAGCAAGAAAAAGCCAUUACAAAAGUGAAAGUGGAUAAAACCAUCUCUUUCUGGGAAGCAAGGAAAAUUGUGGAAAACGAGGGUAAAUCAACAUAUUCGGAUACCCUUAAAUCAUCACUGAAGAGGCAGACUGAUGAAAAAAUCGCACAACUAACCGAACAAAACAAUCUGUAUCGUAACCAAAUCCAACAGUUAGAAGAAGAGAAGAAAUCACUAGCAGAAUCCAUCAAACUAGACUACGACACUCAUUACGAAAAUCUGCUGAAGCAAUACCAGGACGAAAACGAAAAAAAGUUCGGAAAAAUGGAAGAAAACUACGAAGCCAUCCACAACAAAUUUGAAAAACUUGCAUCAGUAUACCAAGAAGAAAAACAAAGAAGAAAAAAGGCAGAGAAAGACCUCGAAAAACUCCAAGAAAAUUACGCUAAGCUAGAAAACAUACUAAAACAACACGGAUAUAAAUCCGCCCCUAAACAUAGAAAUCAAGAUAACCCCGCGCCGUCACCGCCCAGGAAAAAGAAAGCCAACCACAAGAUGGCACCAGCCAAGGAAGUGGAUUACGUCGACUCAGAAUCUGAAAACACCGACGAUCAACCCGACGAACACAUGGACCAGAAACCCUGAUACAAACAAACCAGAACACCAAACACCACCAAACUCGAAUCCGGAUUAUCUACACAACAACAAACAACAACAAAAAUAAUGACAGAAAUACUGCAAUGGAAUUGUAAUGGAGUAAGAAGUCAAUAUGAGGAUCUUCAACUUUUAGUCAGCAAAUUCAAACCAAAAAUCAUUACGCUACAGGAAACAAGAACCAACUCCUCACAAAACUUUCGCCUAAAUGGAUACGAAACCUAUUCUAUCCACCGACCAUCUGGCCAAGGUGGAACAGCAAUAGCAGUCAAAACAGGCAUCAAAGCCAAACAAUUACAAACGAACUCUACCCUCGAAGCGAUCGCUGUAGAAAUUAACAUACCACGGAAAAUGACAGUCUGCAGCAUCUACCUAUCACCAAACCAACAAAUCAACAAAAACGAAUUGGAAACCAUUAUAGACUCCCUACCAAAACCCCUUAUACUAUCUGGUGACUUCAACGCACACCACAACAGUUGGGGCUCCAAAAAAGAAGACCAAAGAGGAAAAAUGAUCGACUCAAUAAUAAACGAGAAUAAUCUAAUUAUUCUAAACGAUGGAUCUCCCACUUUCAUACACUCAGCAAAUACUAAUAAAAACACCAACACACCAUCAUGCAUCGACCUAACUUUGUGCUCUGCUGACCUAGCGAAUAAGCUAAACUGGACUGUUGUAGACGACCAACACGGCAGCGAUCAUUUUCCAAUCCUAAUAGGAUUCGAACAAUUUGAACAAAGAAACCGAGCCGCUAGAUGGAAAAUAGACGCCGCAAACUGGAACACUUUCGAAGAGGAAAUUGAAAAGCUUAUUCCUCCAAACUCCAAUCAUUCGAUAGAAGAACUAACGGAAGCAAUCAAAUCAGCAGCCUUACGAUCAAUACCAAAAACCUCAACCAAAGUACACUCGAAAGCGGCUCCAUGGUGGAACCCAACAGUGGCAGAAGCCAUCAAGCAAAGAAGGAAAGCUCUAAGAAAAAAGCAAAAAUCAAAACCAGGCGAUCCCCUCUACCAAGCAAUUCACGACGAAUUUAUAAGCGCCAGAAAUACAUGCCGGAAAAUCAUCAAAGAAGAGAAACAAAAAUCAUGGGAAAAGUUUGCUUCCUCCAUCAACGAAAACACCCCAACUAAAGAAAUAUGGAACCGCAUCCGUGCAAUAUCUAAAACAGGACAACCAGCAUCAAGAACAUGGGCAAUUGCCACUGAAAACAAAAUCAUAUCAAAACCCCUGGAAAUUGCCAACCACUUAGCGGACCACUUCCAAAAAGAAUCUUCAAAUGAAGCAUACUCCCACAAAUUCAAAACCAAAAUGCAAAAAGAGGAAAGCCAGCCUCUCAAUUUCAGAAGCAGCCGUAACUCAAAAUUAUGCCAACCAUAUUCAAUGAAUGAGCUGCUACUCCAGCUGGACAGACUUACAGGAACCUCACCAGGCCCCGAUGAAAUUCACAACGCAAUGCUCAAACACCUACCGUUUUACGUCAAAAAGAAACUGCUAGAAGCCUACAACGAAAUCUGGCUCAAUGGAACCUUUCCAGAACCAUGGAGAAAAUCAAUACUAGUACCGAUACCCAAACCAGGAAAAUGUCCAAACACAGCUAACAACCUAAGACCAAUCUGUCUAUCUAGCUGUGUGCUCAAACUAUUUGAACGCAUGGUAAAUAAACGCCUGAUGAACCACUUAGAAACCAACGGGAUUCUUGGGAAAUCCCAAUACGGUUUUCGCAAAGGACACCAAACAAUUGACGUCAUCUCCCAAAUCGACAGCUUUGGCAGAGAUGCCAUAAUAAACCAAAAACAAGCAGAAAUAAUAUUCCUGGACCUAACGAAGGCAUAUGACCGCACCUGGCGCAGACUAAUAUUACAAAAACUAGCAAAAGCGAAGAUCUCCGGAAACAUGGCCCAAUUCUGCAAGCUUUUCUUAGAACGAAGAGAAUUUCAAGUGCGGUACGAAGAUCAACUAUCCGACACAAAAACCCAAGAGAAUGGCGUCCCACAAGGAUCCGUUCUCGCAGUCACCUUUUUCCUACUAGCCGUCGACAGCAUCAGAGACUACCUCCCAAAGGACACCUUUUUAAAAAUGUACGCAGACGACAUCACCAUCGCUGUCAUCUCUAAAUCCGCUAAAUGGACGCGGGCAAAAAUACAAAAAACUCUAGAUUGCAUACAGAAAUGGAGCGACGCAACUGGAUUCCAAAUCUCCGC
Armigeres subalbatus is the source of this 3491-nucleotide messenger RNA. RefSeq lists its product as uncharacterized. NCBI's taxonomy places the organism in Eukaryota, Metazoa, Arthropoda, Insecta, Diptera, Culicidae. Bases 1 to 1284 code for a protein of 427 amino acids. Gene Ontology annotation, molecular function: nucleic acid binding; zinc ion binding. The transcript has a single exon. The record is from RefSeq and is a predicted model, not a curated record.